UUGGCAGCUCCACCUGGACAAGGUGCCCGACCCACAGGCGGCGAACGGUGAUGCCGUGAGGGGGAGCUCGGCCCGGCCCCCGCCGCCGCACACUUUGCUCUGCCCCCGGCCGCGCGUCGUGCCCGGCUGCUCUGCCCGCUCCGGAGGAAGGGCGCAGGCGGCACCUGGCGCCCCGGCUCCCGCGGAAUGCGGCAUUAGCACCCCCGCCCCGGCUCGGCACCCUCCUCCGCCUCCCCGGCUCUAGGGGAGGCUUUUUCCUUUUCGGCGUUUUCUGCCGGAGCAUCCCUUUUUUUUUUCCCUCUUCACCCUUUUGGAGGAAGAGGAGGAGGGGGAAGGAAGGAGGUGUUCAAUGAGGGCUGCUGGGCUCACCCCCCCGCGCCUGAGAGGUGCUGUCCCUCCCUGAGCGGAGAGGGGGGAGAGCUGCCGGGGAGGCAGAGGCAGGUCCCGCUCCCUUGCUGUGCCGCCGGGGAGAGCGGAGGAGGGUGGUGGGGACCGUGUCUCUGUGUGCGUGGUGGUGGUGGUUAUUUAUUUAUUUAUUGCUCCUGGUGGUUGCAGCUGGCAGACCUGGGAAGGAGUAGGCGCCAUUGCCAGAAGGAUUAUUGCCAGGGGAGGGGAGGGGGGGUGGGGGGAAAGAGAGAGGAGACCCCGAGGCUCCCGAGGAAGCGGAGUGAGGCAGAUCUUUUCUUCCCGCCUUGGCUUCUACCGCCGGGGGAUGCGCCCAGACUGAGAGGGGCUCGGCUCUCUUCCGCCGCUCAGCCCGUUCCCCCACCCUCAGUCCUCCUCCUCCUCCUCCUCCCCAUCCAGCAGCAUGCAUCCCUCUCCGCGGAGACCGGCCGCUGCCACCUCCAACCCUGCCAUGCUACUGCUGCUCCUGUGCCUGGGCUGGGCGCCGCCGGGCUGGGGCUGGCCGCGGGGCAGCUCCCGGGGGGCGGCCGGGCUGCCCCCCAACGCCACCACGCCGAUCUCCAUCAUGGGCUUGAUGCCGCUCAGCCAGUCCGAGGAGGACCAGAAGAGCAGGAUCGGCCGGGGAGUGCUGCCCGCCGUGCAGCUGGCCAUGGAUCAGAUCCGCAACGAGUCCCUGCUCAACCCCUAUUUCCUGGACCUGCGGCUCUACGACACGGAGUGUGACAAUGCAAAAGGACUCAAAGCCUUCUAUGAUGCAAUAAAGUAUGGACCUAAUCAUCUGAUGGUUUUUGGUGGUGUAUGUGCAACAGUUACUUCUAUCAUUGCUGAAUCUCUAAAGGGAUGGAAUUUGGUUCAGCUUUCAUUUGCAGCAACAACUCCAGAGUUGGCUGAUAAGAAAAAAUAUCCUUAUUUCUUCCGGACAGUGCCAUCUGAUAAUGCAGUGAAUCCAGCAAUUUUGAAGUUACUCAAACAUUAUCAUUGGAAGAGAGUAGGAACUUUAACCCAGGAUGUACAAAGAUUCUCUGAGGUGAGGAAUGAUCUGACUGGUGUCCUUUAUGGCGAAGACAUCGAGAUUUCAGAUACUGAGAGUUUUUCCAAUGAUCCCUGCACAAGUGUAAAGAAACUUAAGGGUAAUGAUGUUCGGAUAAUCCUUGGCCAGUUUGAUGAGGAGAUGGCUGUGAAAGUCUUCUGCUGUGCUUAUGAUGAAGAAAUGUAUGGCAGCAAAUAUCAGUGGAUUAUUCCAGGGUGGUAUGAAAAUCUUUGGUGGGAAUCCUGGAUUAAUUCCUCACAGUGUCUCAGCAAAAAUCUUCUCGCAGCCAUGGAAGGUUAUAUUGGAGUGGAUUUUGAGCCUCUCAGCUCAAAAACGAAUAAGACUAUAUCAGGAAGGACUCCACAGCAGUAUGAAAAGGAAUACAAUGCUAAACGUGGCGAUGGGCAAUCCAGCAAAUUUCAUGGUUAUGCCUAUGAUGGAAUAUGGGUGAUUGCCAGGACCUUACAGCGGGCAAUGAAUUAUCUGAAUUCCACCAACAAGCACCAAAAAAUUGAAGAUUUUAACUACACGAAUCACAAACUCGGCAAAAUUUUUCUGAAUGCUAUGAAUGAAACCAGGUUCUUUGGAGUAACGGGUGAAGUUGUUUUCAGAAAUGGAGAGAGGAUGGGAACCAUCAAAUUUACGCAAUUCCAAGAACAAAAGGAAGUAAAGGUGGGAGAAUACAAUGCUGUGGAUGACAAAUUGGUAAUAAUCAACAACAGCAUCAGAUUCCAAGGACUUGAGCCUCCGAAGGACAAAACAAUUAUACAAGAGGAGCUGCGCAAAAUCUCCCUGCCUCUCUACAGCAUCCUCUCUGCCCUCACAAUCCUAGGAAUGAUAAUGGCCAGUGCUUUCUUGUUCUUUAACAUCAAAAACAGAAAUCAGAAACUAAUAAAGAUGUCCAGUCCCUACAUGAACAACCUUAUUAUCCUUGGAGGGAUGCUUUCUUAUGCAUCUAUUUUUCUUUUUGGUCUUGAUGGAUCCUUUGUCUCCGAAAAGACAUUUGAGACACUUUGCACAGUCCGAACGUGGAUUCUUACAGUGGGAUACACAACUGCAUUUGGAGCAAUGUUUGCAAAAACGUGGAGAGUCCAUGCAAUUUUCAAAAAUGUAAAAAUGAAGAAAAAGAUCAUUAAAGACCAGAAGCUACUGGGGAUAGUUGGAGGGAUGCUACUGAUUGAUCUUUGCAUCCUGAUUUGCUGGCAGGUUGUGGAUCCUUUGAGGAGGACAGUGGAAAAGUAUAACAUGGAGCCGGACCCUGCGGGCAGAGAUAUCUCCAUCCGACCGAUCUUGGAGCACUGCGAAAACACCCACAUGACCAUUUGGCUUGGCAUUGUCUAUGCUUACAAAGGGCUGCUGAUGUUAUUUGGGUGUUUCCUCGCCUGGGAGACGCGAAAUGUCAGCAUUCCUGCACUGAACGACAGCAAGUACAUCGGAAUGAGUGUAUACAACGUGGGGAUAAUGUGCAUUAUCGGUGCUGCUGUGUCAUUCCUUACUCGGGACCAGCCCAAUGUGCAGUUCUGCAUCGUUGCUUUAGUCAUAAUAUUCUGCAGCACCAUUACUCUCUGCCUUGUGUUUGUACCCAAGCUCAUCACACUGCGAACAAAUCCAGAUGCAGCCACACAGAACAGACGGUUUCAGUUCACUCAAAAUCAAAAGAAAGAAGAUUCAAAAACAUCAACAUCAGUCACCAGCGUCAAUCAGGCCAGCACAUCUCGACUAGAAGGAUUGCAGUCAGAGAACCACCGCUUGAGAAUGAAAAUCACAGAGCUGGACAAAGACUUGGAAGAGGUCACAAUGCAACUUCAGGACACUCCUGAGAAAACAACAUACAUUAAGCAGAACCACUACCAGGACCUUAAUGACAUUCUUAGUAUACGGAACUUCACAGACGGCAAAGAUGGUGAGAAAGCCAUUUUGAAAAAUCAUCUUGAUCAAAAUCCACCAGCACAAUGGGGCUCAUCAGACCCUUCCAGAACAAGCAAAGAACCCAUAGAAGACAUCAACUCUCCAGAACAUAUACAGCGCCGGCUGUCCUUGCAGCUGCCCAUCCUCCAUCACGCCUACCUGCCGUCCAUAGGAGGAGUUGAUGCCAGCUGUGCCAGCCCGUGUGUAAGCCCCAGUGCCAGUCCUCGGCACAGACACGUGCCACCCUCCUUCCGAGUGAUGGUUUCAGGGCUGUAGGAGGGGGAGAUCAGUGCUUCCUGAACUGCUUUUAAGUACUCGAUGACUGGACUAAACGUCUGACCUAGAACUCUGCUACAAACAUGUAACAUUGGCUCUUAUUGCAGAGGAACUUCUGCUGAGGCCCUCGUCACAGGAGUGCCCACGUAACUCGUGUGAAAAAGCAAAGGAGGACACAAAGAGUUUGAUCUGUAGCCUUAUUCAUGGAGUUUUUAUUUCUUCACCUAGAAGUCACUGAAAAAUGUUUCUUCCAGAAUUUCUACUAGCAACAAGGAGGCUGGGAUAUAUGGAUCUUGCAAAAAAGACACUAGGAAAAAAAAAAAAAAACCACUCAAAUGUCACUGAGCUUUACGUGGCUGCUGAGAACAUGCAAUUCUAUACUGUAUCCAUGUAAGGAAAAUGUAGUGGUCGAGUUAUACCAUGUUGGAAUAGAUACACUCAUUUUUACAAGAGUUGUGUUAAAUUGCUGGAAACAUUCUGCACUGGUUAGUCUUGCUUUUUUUUCAUUUCAGGGAUGAUGUUUAGUAGGAAAGAAGAAUUGUGAGAAAUUAUUCCUCGGGUGUCAUUGAGACUCUGCAGUGCUGUGAGCAGGGUCACCUUUACCUUGCAGCUGUAUGUAUAACCCAAGCAGAGCCUGAACUCCAGCUCUGAGUUGCCACCAGCUGGAGAGCUGCUGAUUGCAAGCAGAGCACUUCACCCUUCUCCAGGGCAAUGGCAGUGACUGCUGACCAUCUGCAGCUUCAUUUUUAGCAAAGUUUCUGCACCUAUUUCAGCAUAAACACCACCAACCAUAACACACUAAACUGUCUGAAAAAGUCCUAGGGCUGAUAACUCAGGAAACUGAGGACAGAUGGGUAGUAAAGUCUUAAUGCCACAGGAUGAAUUGUUUUUCCUAGUUUGUUUGAAAUGUGUCACACAUAAUUACAAUAAAAUCAAUUGAGUGGACUUGAGGGGGGAGGGAUUAGGGCACGGCACUUUGCUGCUGCAGGCGAAGCCUGCAGGGCUUGUAGAUGUGAAUAUACACUAUGUUUGCUUCGUACCUGCAUACGUGUGACAGUUGUAGUGGAUAGGAGAGGGCAAAUCCAAUUUACCAAUAGAAUAUUUUACUCGAAUCCUGAAAGGACUGUGAAAAAACAAUGGGUUUUAUAUUUUAGCUCCUUUCCCUGAACCAAAGUAAUUAGGAGGAAUGACAGUUGUGUUGGUCUGGACCGACUCUGGAGCCAAACCCUCAGGCACAGGUGAGACACACAUGCAGCUUCUUUUUCCAAGGGACUGGAAAUGCAUCCUCUCACUGCCAGGGCUGUUUGCUAAAAGUAGGUGAAAAAAACCCACAUGAAGCACCCACUGGGCUCUCAGUUUUCUUUAAUCAACACUUAUGCCCCUCAGACCAAACCUUUGGAAUGACAUUUGUACAAAGGUUUGCGAAUCAGCAAUGACUGAAGCACAGCUGAAGGGGUUCAUUAGCGGAGGGAUUUAACUGCAGCUUUGACAAGCUAGCAUAAAUCUCCAUUAAAAAUAAAACACACCUCAUAGUGGCCAAAACUAACAUGAAUAUGUAUCUGAAUCUUACAAUCAGGAGCAUCACAAAAUACUUCACUUGGCACAUACAGUAAGAGAGGUUAUGGAAAUAUCUGUAGCUUUUAGAACAAAAAACCAUGUAAGUAUAAACACAGAUGAACUAGAACUCAUUACUCUGUUUAAGCACUAAACACUGACGUCGUCACUCAAUGUGUGUUUGACAGUAUUCUCUUGCUUUAUUAAUAUCAUCAGGGCCUGGUUUAUUUUAAAAGGAAUGUUAAUUUUUAAAAAGAGAAAAAUUAAUAUAUUGUAUAUAAUGUAUACACAAAGAUCUCUGUAGAAAUAUUAUUCCAACUUAGCAGGAAAAAAAAAUAAUUCAGAAGUAUCGGACCAUUGGAGGUGAGCGUGUGUGUGUGUGUGUGUGUGUCUGUAACUUCGUGAAUACUGACUGUGUGACGUUUAUUAGGUUUAAACCAUGCAGUACAUUCUUUGUCUCAAUGAUACUGUAGUUUCUCCCAUAACAUUUUUUUUUUACUUUACUGCAGAUAACAAGACCAACCAAGUGAAUAUAGCUAUUUAAUGUUUCUGUUCUUUUAUACUGCAGCAAAAACGUACUGUAAAUUUAUGAAGAGGCUGUGCCCCAAUGGCAUUUUCCAAUGAUGUUAGUGCACAAAUGCUUUAAACUAGACUGGAACUGCCAGAAUAAAAUGUAAAUGAAGAAUUUCUUGUAUAACCUUAUACUGCAUGAGAUCAAUUUUUAAUAAAUUGUUGCAAAUCUGUUUUUAUGAAUAAAAUAUAUAAAACUUA
Catharus ustulatus (Swainson's thrush) is the source of this 5944-nucleotide messenger RNA. It is a transcript of the gene GABBR2, whose product is annotated as gamma-aminobutyric acid type B receptor subunit 2. The transcript is spliced from 19 exons. Bases 809 to 3619 code for a protein of 936 amino acids. Gene Ontology annotation, biological process: gamma-aminobutyric acid signaling pathway; G protein-coupled receptor signaling pathway. Gene Ontology annotation, cellular component: G protein-coupled receptor heterodimeric complex; membrane. The record is from RefSeq and is a predicted model, not a curated record. Gene Ontology annotation, molecular function: G protein-coupled GABA receptor activity. NCBI's taxonomy places the organism in Eukaryota, Metazoa, Chordata, Aves, Passeriformes, Turdidae.